Molecule: messenger RNA, 662 nt
Organism: Juglans regia (Persian walnut)
Lineage: Eukaryota; Viridiplantae; Streptophyta; Magnoliopsida; Fagales; Juglandaceae
Product: protein RADIALIS-like 3
Exons: 2
Coding region: 101-406 (101 amino acids)
Molecular function (GO): DNA-binding transcription factor activity
Source: RefSeq, a predicted model, not a curated record
CUUCAUUUAUAUCCCUGAAUCCUGAUCUUCUGAUCGGCCUUCUUAAUUUCUUGGUUUCUCUGUAUAAUCUAGAGUCGAUCGAUCUUGACAAAAGCAAGAAAUGGCAAAUUCAGGAUCCACUUGGACAGCCAAGCAAAACAAACUGUUCGAGAAUGCUCUGGCCAUGUAUGGCAAGGACACCGGCCCAGACCGCUGGCACAAUCUAGCCAGGGCAGUUGGGGGCAAAACCGUGGAGGAAGUGAAGAGGCAUUACGAGGUUCUUGUCGAAGAUGUCAGGCAGAUUGAGACUGGCCAGGUCCCCCUCCCCAAUUACAAAAAGAUCAGUACUACUACUGCAGCAACCAACAAAGGUUACAAUAAUUACAUGGAUGAAGAACAAAGGCUGAAGGGUCUGAAGCUCCAAUGAAGCCUGCAAAGUAAGAAGCCAAUGCCAAAAAAAAAAAAAAAAAGAGAAGAGUGUAUUAUGUUUCUACAAGUCUAUACAUAAAUGCAGUACUGCUAGUACUAGUACCACUCCAGGAAUAAAACCUGAUCUUAGACAUCUGUUUUGUCUUUCUCUACAAUGCUGCAUAUUGCUUUUCGUUUGCAUGUACCAAACUGCGAAGUAAUUCAACAGUGACUUGUAAUAUAUAUCACUUAUUAUUAUAUGUUAUUUUGCAAUA